This is a messenger RNA of Paramuricea clavata, 5506 nucleotides long. Lineage: Eukaryota; Metazoa; Cnidaria; Anthozoa; Malacalcyonacea; Plexauridae. The record is from the annotation of a GenBank genome assembly.
UACAGGAGACGUAUAUUUAAACCAGAGCCGGUUCCGCAUGAACUCCCCUUUGAACAGCAUGUACGGCGUCGUUAAUGGCGUGUUCGGCUGGCGCUGGAGGAGGCUGUUGUUCGUUUUGGAGUAAAUGGUCCUCGAUAACGGCGGCGAUAUCUACGACUUGUGGUUGCACUGGAUCAGACAUGUCAAGACUUGGCUGCGACACAUACUAGAGCGUUUCACACAAAAAUUUCCCUCCUUAGCUGGGUCAUCUUCGUAGCGAAAUGUGACAGACAACCUGUUUUGGCUCUACUUUUAUGUAAGCCUACUCACUAAAGGGAUUAUUUGAAUGUAAUAAAGUAAUCUAUUAACAUAUUUCUAAAUAAAGUGGCAUUGUUUGCUAAUGCUUCCAGUGCAAAUAUUACUUACUUAGGCAGCGUUUACACUGUACCGUUUUCGUAGCGUUCUCGUAUUGUUCUUAAUCCUCAAGGGAACGCAAGACAAUAGUCUAGUUCUCUCGAACAAUACGAGAACGCCACGAAAACGGUACAGUGUAAACGCUGCCUUAGGCAGCGUUUAAACUGUACCGUUUUCGUAGCGUUCUCGUAUUGUUCUUAAUCCUCAAGGGAACGCAAGACAAUAGUCUAGUUCUCUUGAACAAUACGAGAACGCUACGAAAACGGUACAGUGUAAACGCUGCCUUAGAUAACGAUUGUAUGCCUAUACAGUGUGUCCCCCAAAAAGUACCCUUUAUAGCAAUUAUCCUAUUGUUAUAAGGGUACUUUUUUGGGGGACACACUGUAGAUAGAAGAUCUACAGUAUGCUAAAUGGUCAAACCUCCAUCUAAUAAACAUGGAGAUAAAUCUUUAGGAGGUGCAUUUUGUGCAUUCUUAAAACCAAAGCGUUAGGCCCGUAACGUGUGCGAGAGGUCCGUAUCGUGUGGUACGGACAUCUUGUCAACCAAUCAGAAGGCUCCAUUUACAUUACGGGCUAGGGAUUACCGGGAUCGGAAAAAAAUAAAUGGAUUUAUGUGCUCGCGCCAAAAACAAUAUACCGUUCAUAAUAAAUUAUUUUCGCUACGAUAAUGUAUGUCAAAAGCUUCAAUACGUUUGCGUUCAUCUUGGUAUGUUAUAUUUUUAUGCAAUGUUUUCCAAAUCAUGAUGUCAGAUUGAUCAGGUCCUCCACUCCUAUAAGAUUCUAUAUGUUUGCAUGUACACAGUUUGUUUGUCCAUCUUUAAGUGUUCCUGUCUCGCGACCCAAUUGUUCUACCGGUUUCGCCAACAUAUACUAUACCGCAAUGUGAACAUGUCAGUGAUCUCAUAAAUAUCAUUCUUUAUCGGACAUUGUUGACAUUCAUUCUUUGUCAGACGAUGUUUCGCAAUCUUUCCGGCAGCUCGCUCUAUAUCUCUGGGCGGGGCAAAUACUUGUGAUGAAGGUCUGCCGUUCAUAAUAUGAAUUUUGACAUUGUUGAUUUCUGAUUAGAAAAAUAUAGAAAAAUAUAGGCGAGGGGUUAUUGCGUGCAUGUAUUUCCAGUAACCUAUAUUCCUGUGUAUUCUAAAACUCUUAAAACAAACAACUCUAAGUUAUAUAUUCUGCUUUUCAGGCACUAGCUGUCUCGAUAUCAAAAAUAAAGGUUUAAGUCAAGGCGACGGAAAAUAUUUGACAGACCCAGAUGGAGAAGGCCAAGGCAAUCCGUUCGAAGCAUAUUGUGACAUGACAUCAUUUGGCGGAGGUUGGACCAUGUGUUACACGACUGAUAGUUAUGUUAAUAUCAAAACUGAGCUCAUCACAACUCCUACCCAUGGCUAUCGAGCAGACUGUAACAACAUACUGGUAAGUUUACUCUUCUUUAUUUUAUUUUCAUUAUAAAUGAAAUCCAUAGAAUUGCUUUCUAUUAUAUUAAGACGGUGGAGAAAAUAUGGACGGAGUUUACAAAAAGUUAAAGAAACGGUUAUACUCAAGUUUCACGCUCCGCCCAGUAUCGACAUGUUCCUAUCCUGUGCGUUUAUGAGAGGCAUUCAAACCUCUGAACGCCUGCCGUUUCUAAUAUCUUAGUAGGUGAUCGCCUGUCGUAAGUAAAGAAAAAUUACGACAGCAUUGCAGCGGAUACACCAAAAUCAUAGGCGCCGUGAAGAAGUUGAACUUUUAUGUGGUCUCAAUAUGCUGUGUCAUGACAGUUCCGUCGAUUCUGUAUGCGUGACGUUUGCGUAUUGACAAAAACGUUGCACGCCUAAACAGUACUCCUGUGUUUUCCAUGAAUUGUGGAACCAGCCUCGUACCCAGGCGCAAAUAACGUACUAAAAAUAGCAACACUACAGUGCUUUUAUAUAGAUCAGUGGCUAAGAUGAGCGAGCGCGCGGGGGUGCUUGGGAAGGACUCGGGAAACGAAGCACCUGGCAGAAUUUGUAACAAACAUGGCGGACAUGAGAAUGCAAAGAAGGAAAUUGCUGUACUAUACUAAAUGAAAUUGAAAGGCUUGCCUAACGAGCGGUACAUUUGGGAAAGAUUUUAUGUCCAAAUGAUCACUGCGUUGAUAAUAAGGAUUUUUCCUCGAAAACGGUAUUUUAAUUAAAGGUCUCCUCAGGAGACCAGCCUCUCGAAUAUUAGAAAGUCUGCUGGUCAUAUGAGAGAACUCAAGAUCAUUGAACAUUCUAAAAAAAAUAACGAUUUAUUUCAAAUGGUUGAAAAUAUAUGUCUGGUGUUGGAUGCACAUCAUGAAAUAUACUGCCUUUUUGCAGUUUGAAAGAGAAACUGACCAAACAAAGUCAAAGAAACUGGCUUAUUCUUGAAUCUUUUAAUUUUAAUAUAAAUAUUUUAAUAAUACAUUGAAUUUAUAUGGAAUGUUGAAAUUACUAUUUAUUUGUACUAAUGAUACCUUUUACCCCAGAGGAGAAAAUUUAUAACUAGAAAAUAUUUUAUUGUAGGUUUCUUAGUUUCUAAAAUAUUACCAAUAAAAAGGCCUAUAUUAAACAUGCAUGAGUGCUUUAUAGUAUGCAAAAUAUCAGUGAAGAUAUAAACAUUUAAUAAAUUUAAUAAUAUAAAACCUGUUUUGGCCAUUGAGCUAUUGUUGUAAGUGGCUGACAGUAAGUUUAAAGGCUAAAGCACAAACCAACCCAGUGUUUUAUACUUUGAUGUGUAUUUUGUGCUUCACCUUGCAUUUGACCUAUAAAGGCUAUUGCCCUUGAUUGCCAAAAUCUACCAUGUUUACACUAAGGAAUGGGGUAUACUCUGGAUAUUUGAUAUUUGAAAUUUGAAAAAUGAUAUUUGAAAAAUAUGUGGCAAACAUAUCAUCUGAUGGUCUCACUGAAAAUAUGUGUCAACAUUAAACAUACACACAUUACAUAUACACACACAAAAAUACACAUACACAUGUACCAUAUACACACUUAACACACAUGAUUUACCCUGUUGUCAUGGAAAUUGGUCUCGGGAUUAAACAAUCCAAACAUGUGCAUACUACAGGGUGAGCCAUCCCAAAUUCUUCACCUGAAAUCAUUAUCAGGUCACUCAGGGUAGGUCCCAGUAAAGUGCUUGGACAAGUGUAGGUUUGUAAUGUAAAUACAACAAGACCUAUCCCAGUUGUUUCUGUGCUUGCUCCUAAAUCCUGUAUAUGGUCAUUGGUUCAGCCAAGUUCGAAAGGGCAUAUAUACAACUUGACUGAAUGAGAUAUACCUCAUCCACAUGCUAUGCAUGCAAACAACAACCCCUGUAACAUUUAAAGUCUUGAGAAGUUUAUUUAUUUUGCUCAUAACAUAAACUACUAGUAUUUACAUUCAAAGGAAUCUAGAGCUAUAGCAAUAUUUAUGCAAAUUUAAUACUCUUGUGGUUUUUUAUUUAUAGACCCAUGCACUAACCCACAGCUGAACUUCUCAACAAGCUAGGUACAUUAGCACAAAUUAACAGCUUAGCCCAUUAAGUUCCACUGCACCCUACUGGGGCUAUGGUGGCAUGCUGAUUGCACCACCGACUUUGGUAGUGCAAUUGUCAGAGCAAGGACUUUUUACCUCCGAGAUUGUUGGUUCAAUUCUCACCACUUCAAUGACACUUAUGUGAAAAGAGUCAUGCAGUAAACAACACUCUGACAAAAGUUGUGGGUUUUCUCCGGGAAAUCCAGUUUUCUAUAGAAGGAAUGUUGACAGGGUGGCUUGGGAUUAGCCUCUAACUCACCCUCCAUAAGGUGGCUUCCAGAGGCACCCUCAGAAAGCCUUAUACUCAAUCAAAUUGUGCUAUGUUGAACUGUACCAGCUACAGAGAAAAUAUACAUUUUAUGGGUUGCAAAUAUAAUAUAUCUAUAAUAAUAUUCAUAUCAAAUGUAGUUGAAGAUCUUUUGGAAUUCAAGAACAUCACUGCACACAAUACACUGAAAAACAAAAAUAUUCAAAUCACUUCAUGGCAAAUUUAAUAUAUGUGUAUCAAGCAGUAGUCAUAGUAGUGACAGCACUACUGGGCUCUGUAUCAAUUCAGUGAUUGUUUGCUGAAAAUAAACUAUUCAAGUAUUUACAACUUUUAGAAUUGUAUAGUAUAAAGACAUUUGAUCAGCAAAUCUCUUUGGCUGGAACUCGACAUGGGCUUUUAAUUCGGGUGUUAAAUUAUUAAAGGUGCUUCCCAGGUUGAAAUUAUUCUUUCUCCUUUUGUGGGGAGCUUACAGAUUCUUUUAAAAUAUGAAACCUAUUUCUUGUAGUCAUCUUGACCAAGAUUUAUACAAUGAUGCACACAUAAUAUACAGAGAAUAAUGAAAUCUCAAGGCAAACCAAUAGAAACACUCACCUCUAACACCCUUUUCUUGAUAAUUCCUUGAUAAUUCCUGCAACGAUUGUUCCAGGUCAUCCAUAAGCACAUAUAAAUAUAAUAUUCAGCACCAAAAACGCCAAAAAUAAUUGAAAAGGCACGAGUAAAAAGCUGAAUGGUUCGACUCUCCAGAUAUCGUAUUUCUGGAGAUUCAUAUUUACAUUUUCUGCCAUGAGGCGCUGCAGAAUCCCGUCGUGCCCUGACCUAGCACCCUCGCGCGCUCGCUCAUCUUAGCCACUUAUCUAUAUAAAAACACUGUAGUGUUGCUAUUUUUAGCACGUCAUUUGCGCCUGGGUACGAGGCUGUUGCGGAACCCAACACCUGUAGGUAGCAAAGGAUGUUUUCUAAUGACUAUAUUUUAUUUCAGUUUACUGGAGUGAUAUUUGUAGAUGAAGCAACGAAAGAAAAAGCGGCAUUUAACAAGAGUGGUCCAGCUGUUACUUUUUCUGGUAAUUAUAACAAGAAGGCCGAUGCAUUUGGUUUGUGGACCGCACAAGGUGUUGCAUCAACAGAUUACAAAUAUCAAAUGUUAAUUUGUGAUACAAAUUUCUACAAGGGCCUCCAUUUUUCUGGGUAUACAGCUGGCUGCUACAAACGUUGUGCUAACUGGUGUAAUGACAGAUCUUCUCCAUACUUUCGCACAUCUGCUGUCUCCACCAAAGCCCGUUACCAAGGUGUUGCUUUCAACGAAAAUGGUUUUUCACCGGCGCCAAAGCGUGUCGUCCGUGCAGGAAUUCGUUAA